This is a messenger RNA of Anopheles coustani, 585 nucleotides long. RefSeq names its product peritrophin-1-like. The coding region runs from base 1 to 585 and encodes 194 amino acids. Gene Ontology annotation, molecular function: chitin binding. Gene Ontology annotation, cellular component: extracellular region. The transcript has a single exon. NCBI's taxonomy places the organism in Eukaryota, Metazoa, Arthropoda, Insecta, Diptera, Culicidae. The record is from RefSeq and is a predicted model, not a curated record.
AUGAACCAAAAAGCAAUAGUUUGUUCCAUAAUCCUUGCUGUUUUUGUUGGACACGGAACAGCGCAACGUAAUCCAUGCCAGGGUAUGGCCGAAGGUGUAUUUGUUAACGAUUUUUCGAGUUGCGAAGGAUACUACCUCUGCCAGAGUGAGCAACCCACGCCGGCCCAAUGUCCACCGGGAUUCUACUUCAACGAGGCGCAGCAACUGUGUGAUUUUCCACAAAACGUGUUCUGUCACGUUUGUAACCAACAAACUGGCGUGCAGCUGUUCCCGCACCCAACGUUUUGCGAGCAGUUCAUCACCUGCUCGAAUGGAAUCUCGUUCAUAGGUGCCUGCAAUCAGGGCGAACUGUUCGAUGCGGAAUUGCAGGCGUGCAAGAACGAGGCGCGAGUCGAUUGCAGCCGUAUGCGUUGCCCAGCGAUCGACAACCCCAACGUAGUGGUUUUCAUCCCCGGUAUCCAGUCCUGCGACGAAUACUUCCUGUGUCAGGGUGGUACCCCAAUUCAGCGAUUCUGCUCUCCUGGAUUGCACUGGAAUCGGCUUACCGAGCGUUGUGACUUCCCAGAGUCUGCUAAUUGCCCGUGA